This is a messenger RNA of Diprion similis, 540 nucleotides long. RefSeq names its product ATP-dependent DNA helicase PIF1-like. The record is from RefSeq and is a predicted model, not a curated record. The transcript is spliced from 2 exons. Gene Ontology annotation, biological process: telomere maintenance; DNA repair. Gene Ontology annotation, molecular function: DNA helicase activity. Lineage: Eukaryota; Metazoa; Arthropoda; Insecta; Hymenoptera; Diprionidae. Bases 1 to 540 code for a protein of 179 amino acids.
AUGCAGGAAUUGAAUAAUGCGGACGGACUAACAACAGAAGUCGAUGUGACUGAAAUGAUAGCACAACUGAAUAACGAACAGAAGUGUAUAUUUGAUAGUGUAACAAACACCUUGCUUUCAAACAAUAAAAAUAAGACAACGGCUGUUACAGCACCAACAGGUCUGGCUGCUUUCAAUGUCGACGGACUGACGGUACACAGACUGUUUCAACUACCAGUUGAGCAUGGCGGUAAACCCAUAUAUGAAGAAUUGUCCGACAAAGUAUUAAAAAUCUUGCGGACAGAAUUAAAAAAUGUAAUGCUGUUCAUCAUAGAUGAAGUAUCAAUGAUUUCCAAUGUAAUCUUGACCUGCAUUCACUUGCGUUUAUCUGAAAUAUCUAAUACUAAAAAUACAUCCGAUCGUUGGUUCGGCGGAAAACACAUUAUACUUAUGGGUGAUUUGUUGCAGCUACCACCAGUUAUCGCAGAUUCAGCGUAUCUAACGUUAAAAAAAGAUAAAGUACAGAAAUAUCUCGGUUCGGUCGGUGCUGUUAAUCUUUGA